Molecule: messenger RNA, 11425 nt
Organism: Acanthaster planci (crown-of-thorns starfish)
Lineage: Eukaryota; Metazoa; Echinodermata; Asteroidea; Valvatida; Acanthasteridae
Biological process (GO): negative regulation of cilium assembly
Cellular component (GO): centrosome
Molecular function (GO): protein binding
Source: RefSeq, a predicted model, not a curated record
AACUCGGUUUCAAAACUUACCGAAAACCUAAAAUUUGGCCUUUUGUUCAUAACGUUGACCUUUAUAUAGAAGAUAAUAAAGUUACACUGGGUCUGAAGAUUUCAACUAAAUUUAAGUCUAAACUAAGAAAUCUGAAAUCUGAACCGGAGCUGUUCAGGACGAGAUUUAGAAAACGCCAAAAAUAUAAAUAAGCGCGGAUCUUCAAAAUGGCGGACCCCAGGCACAUUCGUCUGCAAGAAAAAGAGAAUAUGGUGAUCCUGGACCUCUCAGGGAGGGGCCUCAAGAGGCUGGACAGGGUGCGGCCAACGUCAGACGACGUCUCCCCGUCAUCAUGCACCACCCUGAUCCUGGACAGGAACGCCAUCUCCAAGAUUGAACACUUGGAAGAAUAUCACAUGUUGCAGCAGUUGUCUAUUGCCAGCAACCGUCUGGUACGCAUGAGCGGCGUUUCCAGGAUAACUACUCUACGCGUGCUUAACCUCCCCAACAACAGCAUUCAGUCCAUCGAGGGCCUGAGGGACCUGAUUAACAUAGAGUGGCUGAACCUCUCCGGAAACAGCAUUAAGGCGAUUGAUCACCUCAACUGCAACAUCAAGCUGAAACAUCUAGACCUGUCCGACAACAGUAUAUCGUCGGUAACCGACGUCUCCAUGCUCACCAACUUAAAGACUUUGUUACUUCAUGGCAACAUCCUGACCUCCCUGAGGAGUGUGCCGGCCUACUUCCCCACCCGCAUUGAAAUCCUGUCGCUGGCGGAAAAUGAAAUCUCCGACCUAGCAGAGGUGUCCUACCUGUCCUGCCUGUCCCAGCUUCAGCAGCUCUCAAUCAUGAACAAUCCUUGUGUCAUGAUGGCUACCUCCUCAUCGGACUUCUGUUUCGAUUGCAGGCCCUACGUUAUCAACUGGUGUUUGAGCCUGCGCAUUUUGGACGGCUACGCUGUCACGCAGAAAGAAAGUUUGAAGGGAGAGUGGUUGUACAGCCAGGGCAAAGGUCGUUGGUUCCACCCAGGUCAGCAUGCUCAGCUGGUGGAGUAUCUGAGCCACACAUGCCCACUGACCAACGAAACAGAGCUGCAGUCUAAAGAGGACGAGAAACUGGUCAGGGUCCUGAAGCAGCAGCGACUGCACCAGAAGCAGUUACAGCAGGGCCCCACCCAGCCACACCCUACACCCCCCGAGCACCACCACCCGCACCGCUCCCCACAGCAGGCCCACCACACGCCAACCCCCACACACCACAGGCCGCGGUCCAUGGCAGCCUCGCCAAUCAAGCACUCGCCUCCGAAGAGUACCAAGAUCCCGGCCAAGAAUGCUUCCCCAAAAUCGACGGGCGUGCCCGCUCCCGUCUCCCCAUCGCCUCAGGGCCCGGCGGACGGGCGACUGCCGGGCAAGGCUGCUUGGGAUUCAGGCCACGUGCAGUUGACCCUCAAACCAGCCUCAACGGAACGAGAGAGCUUGUUGGACAUGGUGUUGCAAGAUCUUGAAGAUGAGGAAACUAUGAGUAACAGCAGUCAGUUGGCCUCUGAGUCACUGUACUUGCCAGUCACCAAUGAGGCCACACCUGGUAAGACCCCUGACCAGCGCCCUUCCACUGCCCCUCCCCACAACAUCCCCUCCCGCGAUGUAGACAUGGCUAGCGAUGCGGUGUCUCAACGGCCUGCAACAGCCUUCACCCCGGAUCUGGUGCCCACCCCAGGAGGUCACAGAGACAUGUCAGGUCUUCGGGGCCAGGGUCACGAUCCCUAUUUGAACGCCCAUGAACCCACCACCGGCAUCAGCAAGUAUGAGGCCUACGACAGCCGGCCCGUCAAACCCCUGAACAAGGAGAAGGUCCCAACUGUGAAACUGACAGCCCACGUCUCUGCCAGCCCCAAGAUGGCCCGCAAGACGAGGUCCCAGGGCAAAACUUCCAAUCCAGGCACCCCCAACCCGGGGACACCCACUCGCCACCGAUCACCCAACAGGGAAGGCCCCAAGAAGGAGGAUCUGUACAGCAGCGCAGAGCUGAAGCGAAUCAAGGAGAUUGCCAACAGCCGGAAGAUUGGGAAGACUCCGAACGCAUCAUCUACCCUGCUCACCCCAUCCCUGUCUCCGAACACCAAGCAGAGCAAGAAGAGGGAUAGGCGGGGAGUCGCGGUGGAAAGAUCCGACCCCAGGGAUCACCAGGUUGAAAGUCAAGCCAGACAUCAGCCUCAGGAGUUGGGCGUGGCAUUGCCUCAGGACAUGGGUGUGGCAUCCCCUCAGGAGGUUGGAGUACCAUCACCUACUCAGGAUGUUACCAGAGAUAUUCAUUCAGAGAAUGCAGCCAGAAGUAAGAGUUCCGAGCAAGAAGAAAAGGCAGCCGUCAAGAUCCAAGCUUUCUGGCGCGGCCAUCGAGCCCGACGGCGCGACCCCGUGGUUGUCGACACCCGCAAUGCCAUCCGAGUCCAGCGGGUGGACGACCACAUCAAAUUCCUCAACAAAGAGCUGGACAGGACAAGGCAGUUGUACGAGCAGGAAAAACAACUGCGUACUCUGCAGAUGGAGGCGUUGAAACUGCUGUGGUCUCAGGUUAAGACACUGCAUGACUGGAAGCAUGACAUGGAGGUCAAAGAGGAGAGCCGGUCGGGCCGGAGGCAGACCAGGAGCGUGGCCACCUCACCGCUCUUUGCCGAGAUUAGCGAGGGAGGGCGGGCGUUUGUGUUCCCCAAACCCCAAGUGGCCAGCCAGGUGGAGGCCGGCCAGGAAAGCCUCCAGCACCAGGUGAAGAGGCUACAGGAGUCUAUGGAUGCCAUUGUCAGCCUCAUAGCAGCCGGUGGAUUGCAUGAUGCACAGUCUUCAAACCAGCCGCCGCAGUCACCUUCCCCACUUCGCAAAAUCAAAAGACCGCAGACUCUCUCAUCGCCAAGUGAUUCAGAAAGUUCCAAACCAAAGCCAAGCAAGCCAGAGAACUUGCGCACUGUGCUGCGUUCGGACACCAGCCUCUCCCUGAGCUGGGAGCCCUCAACUGUCAGUGAGGCGCCACUGUCCUCUGGAAACACUUCAGAACUUUCCAUAUGUGGCUAUCGGCUGUAUGUCAGCAAGGAUGAGCGCCCUCUGGAGACGAUUGAGGUGCCAACUUGCCAAGCCAUAUUAGGUGGACUGUUGCCAGGGAUGUACAGAUUUGCUGUACAAGCCUUCACGACAGCCAGUGAAACAUCAGAGGAGUCAGAUGCUGUCUUUGUUGGCAUUCCUCCAACAAGCGAGUAUGCUGAACCCAGCAAGACUGGAGAUGCAUGGGCUGAGGCUGAGCAACGUGUAGAAGGUGACAUGGAGGAUGCUGGUGAACGCGUAGAUGGUGCUGUCACCAAAGAUGACAUCAGCACACAGCAACAUCUGGAAUUAGAGUCUGACGAUGUGGAAGGCCAAGACACCCUUGAUGAUGCCCUUUGCAGUAGUCUGCCUCCAUCCCCAGAACCGCCCCUCGUCCAAUCUGUCAUUGAUGACUCCCAGAUUGAGAGUAUAGCCGCCUACACCGUUGCUCGGGAGAUGAGCCACGCUAUCGUUGAGCAGGCCUUGCAGGCAGCUCUGAGCGGGGUUGGCUCGGCAGGAGAUGGGUCUGUUGGUGCUCACCUACCCAGAGAUGAUCCAAACGGGGAUAGCUCAUCAGGGGAUGGGAACUCAGGGGACGGGGGAGGAAAAGGAGCAGUAGAUGAAGCAUCCAAGAGUCCAGGUACUGAGUCAUCCCAAGAUGGUAGCUCCUUUAAUAAUAAGGCUGGCAUUACUUCGGUGCAGCAGCCUGUAGAUCACAGUGUUUGCCAGUCGAUUGAAAGUGUUCAAGCUGUCUUGGGUGCCGAUGUCUUGCCUGCAUCUCAACUGAGUGCCAGUCACGUUAUGGCAAAGGAUGAUGGUGAGGAAGGUGAUGAUGAGGUCUUUUUGUUUGUAACGCAUGACCAGAAAACCAUUCCCAAAUUCCCUCAGAGGGACCAGCUGAAGAUGGCAUCCGGGAUAAACCCUCAACGUCAGCAGCUUCAGCAGGGAUACAGCUCUGUCGAUGGCCAUGAAGGCGUGACCUACAAGGGCGACCUGUACUUACCUGUCUUCAGUAUCGAAGGGCCCAACCAGCUCAGCUCAGCCAAGAAUUCAGCAUUCUCAACUGCCUGCAGUGUUCUGUCCAUCAAGAGGCGAGCCACCGAUCCUGUCAAGACGCAGAGUAUGCAGUCCCCUGCCAGCCCAAAGACACGCUCUCUCCGGUCAGCUGAUAACCCAUUCCGAGGUGCCCGGGAGGCCAUGAGGAACUUGUUGGUGCGGGACCACAGGAGCCGGAGCCCCUCCCCAAAGAGACCCUGCAAGCAGCGGUCGCAGUCCCACACCGACACAAAGCACCAGAAAUCACCAGAGCUCCGCGAGCUCAAGCUCAAACCCAGCAAGCUGGCUAUCAAUUUCUCACCAUCGCCACUGGACUCUUUUGCUAUGGAACAAUUCAAUGCUAUCAACUUUGAUGACCGUCCAAAGAGUACCGAACUGGACGCUUUAAAUUUAGAGCUCUCAUCGUUGAAAUUAAGUAAGGAGCAUCUCAGGCACAACAGCUCUGUAGGGCUAAAUGAGGUAUCGAGGAUAAUGAGUAGUAUUGAAGCAGAUCCAAACAAUGCCUCUUCUAUGAAUGAAUUCGACAGGCCUCCAAGAUUCCUGCGGCUGGCAUCCCCAGAAGGGAAUGAGGACAGAAGCGCCGAAUCAGGUCUGCCAGGUUCCGUGGAGCAAAGCCAGUCCGAGGACUCCAGCUUUCAUCCAUCCCCAGCGGUGACUGCCGGUGACCAAGACAUCGAACCAGCUCCUGGUAGGAGGUUCGUCAAGAACGGUUCGUCACACAAGAAGAACGCUCCUGCUGGUGCAGCCAAGCAGAUCAAGGACACCCACCCUCCAGACCCCUCCCAAGAGGCUGCCAGGGCAGGCCGGAGGAGCCCCACGAGUCUGGGGUCACCCGGCAAGAGCAGGCUGCCCAGGAUGUUCUGUGGGAUCCCUGAGCCCAGGGCAAGGUCAGCUUCUCCAUCUACCAAAAUGGUAUCUCCAAAGAAGAAGACCUCGCAUUUCUUCAGCAGCGGAAAGACCAAGGCAGACAAGGCCAAGGCUUCGGAUUCUCAUACUGAAACUUCAUUCCAACGUAGUCGGCCUGCACCCAACAGCCACUCCUCCAACUCCCCCUGCAAGAGCAAGAUGAAACGCCCCAGCAACAUGCCCACCUUGAAGUCCUGCCGCUCGGAGCCCAGCCUCUACCAGAAGUCCAGCUCACUCUCCGGCAGAAGCCCUGUUGCUGAGAUAGGCCCGAACCCAACCUCCAAGGGCCGGCGGAGCUCGGCCAGCCACCAGGGCAGCAUCUCUCCUGGCAACUCCCUGUCAUCACACAGCCACUCCAAGAUCCCGACCAACAAGCACCUGUCAGGGAAUGGCAGUAUUCAGACCCGUAUCAGCCCUCCAAGGAGCCCAAGGAUUGCCAAGCAUAAGAAGGAGGAUUCAGCCAACGGCAACCUCAAGAAGCUAGGAGCUAACAGCCACAGCUCCAGGCAGGGAAGGACCUCGCCAAACACAAACAAUAACAACUACAGUCAAGAUGGAUUGCUGACUACCAAAGUUUCAAGACACAAGAUGGCUGGGGUUCUUCAGAUGUCAAAACAACCUACUUAGAGCAAUCACUGUAACAUCAGAGUUUGGUUUAUUAGUUUGAAACCAGUUUCAACCAACACCUCAUGUAACAUAUUCAUAUCUUGAUGUACAAAAUGUGUUUUUAAAAAAAACAGAGGAAAAAUAAGGAAUAACAGAAAAUGUUUGCAGCAUUAUAGCCAAGAUGUUUUAGAUUAUUAUCUUACAAAGAGAUUUGUAGUUUCAGCAAUUUGGUCCAAAACUAUUUGAUUACAGCUUAUAACCGAUUUUCAGGUUUAAGAAAAAAUUACAAUCAGUUAAAUCUACAUUUUGUGCGAUUUUUAAAACAUGCUCGGCUUAUAAUCUCAGAAAACUGAAAUUGAGAACUUCAAUUUUGCACCAUAGCAAAAUUAACACUUUUCAACAAUUUUCAGAACAAAAAACCUAAUUCCAUUUUUUUUACACAGACAUUUUGGCAGUGGGAUACUUACGGAUUAUUUUUUUAUUUAGGGGGGUAUAUUUGUUCUGGUUACAUUUGAUUUGUCAUGUUCUGUCUUUUCCCCUUUUUUUAUUCGUGAUUUUCAUCAACUAAGAACAAAGUCAAACAAAACGUUGGUCAGGACAGAGAGACCUUUACACGAUACACAGACCAGUGAGGGUCAGUUCAGUUGAAUAAUGGUUCGUACAAGUUCGCAAGUCUGGCAGCAUUGAAUUGUUUACAUGUAGUCACAAGAAUAACAUCCUUACCUUUUUGGUAGCUAUUAAUUCCCUCCAGCGCACCUGUCUUUUUGACGGUGGGCAGGUUGGCUUGAAACUAAUUACAAUUGAACUGAAAUUUACGUUAUUUGUUAGCCGUUCCUGCAGAUGUGGGGAUUGAAAAACAAGGUGUUAUUCAGGAAGGCAAGUCACUGUAAGAUUUUAAGAAGAUGAGAAGAACAAGAAGCCAAUUGGACGGGACCCAGCAUGAGCUGAGCUCAUCGAGCUGUCAACAAAAUUAUCCAAAAAUAACUGUUCAGCAAAAGUCAAACUGAAUGUUGCAUCACAGGUGACAUUGGGCUGUCAGUGAUGGUCUUCAUCCUGAUUAAAAAAAAAAGAAAAUAAUUAGACUCCAAAGAUCGAAAAACAAACACCCCCAAGGAUUUUGUACUAUUCAGAGUUGAGAAAAAUCAUUUGAUUUGCAUAGGAUGCAUUGGUGAUCGAGACAGUAAUGACGACAAGGGGUUGCCCGGAGAGAAGAUGGAGAAUUUCAGCUGAGGGAUCGUUCUCCAGAUCUCAUUACUCCUACUUGAUCUGUAUUUGAGUUUACCCCGGAGACCUAGCCAGCUGCAAACCCGAGACCGUGAGGUGGCAUACAUGCAGAUUAGCGUCGCCUGAGCAAUGCGGCAAGCCGAGGGAGCCAAACACGUCAUCUCUGGGUCCGUUCAAGCAGGCGCAAGACAUUCUUUGCAGUGAGCGUGGAGUGCGUGUGCAUACGUUUCUGCGGGGUUUGGGCAAUCUGUGGGAUUACGAAGGAGUUUGCUGGUCACUCAAGUCGCGUCAGAAGAGGCUUGGUAACAACUGGUUGCCAGUAGCAACAGCCAGAGAGACGUAUGACUCAAUCUUAUUGAAGUUCUAAAUAGUCCAUCUAAUGCACUUUAUUCUUGACAGUGAUGCAUCAGUGAAUUUUUUACUAUUCUGAGCAAAAAGCGACAUUUGACUUUUGCUGUAAUUGGGAACAAUGUGUGCCAGUGCCCGUCACUCGGACCAUUCAGCCAAAAACACAAAUACCCUUUUCCGGUUGAUGAGGGUCUAAAAGAAAGAAGAAAACUCAACCUUUUGGACAGUAUCCCACGGUUUUCACUUCCUGUAUUUUGAGGACAGAACAUGCUUUCUCAACAAAACUGAUAUUUCACAGGUUUCCUCUCAGCCACACAAGAUGACAACAAAGAUUUCCUGUCACUUGGACGUAUAGCACUGUGCAGUAUUCACCUUGCACACCAUCAAAUCUUAACUCGCGUUUCACCUGCUGUUAUACUCAGUCCUAUGCAGCCAAGUAGCCAAUAAGAUGUGUAUUUUGGGACUCCAGGCACACACUCAUCUUUUAGUCGUCAGUUGCGUCUAGUUCACUAAAUCUACCUUUGAACUGAAAAUUCUCAUUUGAAGUUUGAAGACUUUUCCCUGAAAAUCGUUUGUUUCCCAGAUCUGAUCAAUCAGUACAUCUGCUUUAAUUCUUCAUUUACUUGUUCGUGUAAAUAAAGUGAAUUGUUGACAGAUCACCUACAGGAAAAGAAGAGCGGUUGCCCAGAGUCUGCAAAAUCUUCAAUAUUGUAAUUAAACAUUCCCAGUCCGAGGGUAUGUAACCUUUCGACCACAACUCUACGUGUACCGUACGUGGAUGUAGCAGUGUACACCACUGCAGUGUUUCCUCUUGUGUCAGUUCCCACUCAAGUCCCUGUUUGCUGACACGUGGUUAUAACAUAAUGUCAGGGCCGUCACCGUGAUUGCAGUGACAAUACGGCAGUUUGUAGUGCAAAUUGGCACAAUUGCAGCGUCUGCUCUAUUCCUAGAGUGCCGUUUGCGCUCCAGUUUACAGAUACAGUGCUAAGCGAUGCACACUGUCACCCCCCCCCCUCCAGCUGGACGCUGGAUGUUCAAACAGUCUGCCCCGGGACUGCUUGCAACCCAAAGCUGGCAUCCAUCAAAUGGUCUAAAAGGUGUCGCGCCCGGUAACAUCCAAUCUGUCUCAAUGAAUUGAUAAUAUCUCCUGCCCCCUUGCCCAAACCGACUUCAUUACCGACAGCUGUUCGUCAUCAGCACCUCAAUGGAUUGCACCAAUUUGCAGGGACCCUGUUUGCAGAGCUGACAGUCAAGUGACAACACACCAAUAAAUUAUUCUGAAAACUGGAUGCUUUGAAGAGGCUUCAACACUGAUGUUUCUCACAGUGAGGUGUUAUGGGGAGAGAUUUAUAUUGUCUCCUGGCGGUGGCCAGGCUGUUUAACUGCAGUGCCGCUGAGUAAAACCAACAGAUCAAAAUUGGAAAAGUGAUUUUUUUUUGUCACAGACUCUCUGAAAUUUUGAGAAUUUCCUCAGUGAUUUCUUUGCAUGCCGGUACAAAGCCUGAGUGGAAAUCACGAAAAUACAGGAAAUGUCAUUUUUUUAUUGUGUAAUCUGUGUAGGUGUUUAUGCUGUGAUUGGGGUAUACUGUUUUAUGUCAGUAUUUUUCGUGUUCUUUAAUCUUGCCAUCUAUAAACAUAAUUUCAAAGCGCUUACAUGUCACUCCCGCCUGUCCCUUCUAUACAGAAGAUGGAAACUUCAAAGUCUUGAACAAAAGCAAGGUUUCCUGGGUUGAUAUGGACAGUUACAAACUAAAGAACUGUGGAUUUCUUGGACUUCUGAAAAUGCAGGUCACAAGAAAAGUCUGAAAAUGUAUCCAGGCAAAAUGUGGCUAGCCUAGGCACCCAUUUCCAGUGUCCCUGCCAAGAAGUGACGCCAACUUAAGUCUGGUACCCUUAUAAUGAGAUUCAAACCCACGUGAUGGCAAAUCUGCACCAAAACUACGCUGUCUAGUUUGUCAAGUUUCGCAUUGCAUCAUCUUUAAUUUCCAUGUCCUGCCUGUUGAACUUCACGACAAUACCACCUAAUUGGACUAAAGUUUCCGCCCCCCCGAUAAGUGCCCGUUCACCCACUUAACAAUGUCAAUAUUUGCCCAACACUUCCCAGCCCCUUUUUGUAGACUGCGCGUCAUGUUAACAUUUUCAAGAUGUAUUCGCUAAUUGAUCAAUGUGCCAAGACGCAGCAAGUGCGGCUGGCUUUGUGGAGAUUUCGCAAAUGUCAAGUUGUUUUUUUUUCCUCUCCCAAAACAGUGCAGUUUCAUCGUUUUUCCCUCCUACAACAUACAGAACAACGCCGACAACUUGACAGGGAGCAGACAGGGACAAGGGAGCUGUGUUGCGACCGUGGGACGCAUGCAGCCCCACACUCCGCGCAUUAUGCUUCUCUAUUUCCUACCCAUCCGACUCGCUCAAUUGAGCACGCGCCGAGAUGAUUAGGCAUCCCCCAUUUGGCAAUCGGGGCAGGCCACAAGUGCCCUCUCUGAAGCUAUUUGCGUCUGGCAAUAAUGCUUUACGGCCUAACGGCACUACAGGGAGAUAGGUUCACAUGGGCUGCUGAUAGACCGAUGUCAUUUAAGCACAAGCCCUCAUCUUUCACGCUUGCCUAUCGAAAAUCUGGACAUAAAAAGUCAAUCGUUUCUGCGACUCUAUCCACAGUUAAAAUCAUGCAUUUGUCUGAUACACUGCAUCUUGGUAAUUGACUUGCUCAAACCUGGCCUUACAUGGUAAUCCCCCUUUUUCAAAUCCACGUCAGUAUCUGCAACAAUUUGUAGGUCCUAACCGAAAUCUCAGACUGGGUCACUUGAAGUCAAACUGUCAUUUUGGAGCACGUGUACAGGUAAACCGACCAGACUUAUUCAGCAUGUAGAUUAAGGGUCACACUAGAUAAUGCGUUUGUUAUGUGAAAUCUGGUUAAGGCCGGUGUCGUUACAUACUGACAGAUCUUGACUGUUAAGCUCAUUUGUAUCAAAUUAUACCCUGGUAAGAAAAAUAAUGCCCGUUGGAUGAUUGAUUAAGUAAUGGGGGGUGUAUAUUACAGGCUUAUCCAGUGGUGUGUUCCUAUUGUGAACAUUUUCCGUUGCUAAAAGUUGAACAGAUUUUGCCCAACGAGGCCAAAGCAAUGGGCCUGUGUACGGAUGACGUCGUGCUGUUGUUUACUCAAAACUGCACGUGCCUGCACUUGACUGUGGAGCCAGGGGAGGGGGGGGCAGUGGUCCAUCAAGCAGCAUAGGAAAACACACUCGUAAAUGAAGUGUGGCGUCAUACGUAGAGUGCCCUGUUGUACCUACAAGCAGAGAACACUUCUUUUUUUUUUUGGAUUUCUGUCGGUCCCAUUUGUGGUAAUCACAUGCCAUGGAGGCACAGAGUACAUAGAACUACUCGUGUUUCCACGGAUGUGCUAACUUCAGCAAUCUUUUGAAUUUUGUAAGCAUUCUUAGAUGUGAGAUCAAGAGAGAAAUGGACCAUAUCCCGAGUCAAGCUUUUUUGUCCUUGGUGACCGUGGUGAUGUGAUCACUGGUUAUUUUCAGUGGCCCCUGCCAAUGGUGGUAAGCAUUGUGAUUAGAACUGUACAGAGCCAGUUCUUUCCGCCAUUAAAGGGGACCAUAAGGAAUGUCCGGUGACAAAUGUCACAGUGACCCACGAGAAGGGGAAUAACUGGUCAUUUUCUAGACCGAGGCCUCAAGUUUUAAUCGUUGGAUUCACCCCAUGCUCCAGAAAUCAUAUCCAACUAUUUACUGGUAAAAUAAGAAUUUGAAUCCUCCGACUUGAGCAGAAAUGUGAAAUGCUUUUGCAUUCCAAAUAGACUGGUGUCUAUCUUAUUUGAAGUUUCAAAGGGUAAUUUGUUUAGUUGAUUAUGGGUACCCAGUCCCAAUCUGGAGCUCGGGUGCCAAAUUCUGAUGUGCAGCCCCUAAUUGCUAGCACCAUAGGGGGCCUCGUGAGCAAACAGUGACCAUGGGUGAGGGUUCCUCUGUGCAUUAAAAGAAUGUAAAGUCACACUUUCACUACAUAGUAUUAGCAAACCAUCAACAAGGCGUCUGUUCGAGCAUGUGAUUAAGUAUGUAAGUUUUAAAGUAUGCACAACAAAGAUGAUUGUAAAUAUUUUUCUGAAUAUUAUAUGUUUCAUUGGAUCAAUGACUUUUAGAGAUAGUUAACAUUGAAAGGAAUUUCAAAACUGUACAUAAUGUUGCUGUCACUUUGUGAGGCCAAUUCCUUGAAGAAUAAAUACUCCAGAGAAGUCA